Messenger RNA from Anguilla rostrata (American eel), 8614 nucleotides. RefSeq names its product disco-interacting protein 2 homolog A-like. The transcript has 39 exons. NCBI's taxonomy places the organism in Eukaryota, Metazoa, Chordata, Actinopteri, Anguilliformes, Anguillidae. Bases 1499 to 6247 code for a protein of 1582 amino acids. The record is from RefSeq and is a predicted model, not a curated record. Gene Ontology annotation, cellular component: cell surface.
AAGCCUUUUCCAAGCUUUUGCAGCAGAUAGCAGCAAAAUACAAUUGUUGCUUAUGUAAUCAAAAUAACAACGAUAUUGUUGAAACUCACGUGCAUUUCGGUUUGGAAAUACAGCAGUAUAGCGUAUAGAGUAGGCCUAGCCUGCAGUUACAAAUGCUUAUCACCACCAGUGUUAUUGAACUACUCUUGCAUAAUUCCUAAGGGUCAAUUGCAGUGUGUUUAACUGGAGUGUAAACCUCUACACCACAAAACGGCAUCAACUGGAAUAGGUAAUGCUUAUUUCACAGGUUUGGACAGGUUCUCCAGUUGUUACGCAGACUGUAGUUAUGUGGUCUAGAGGUUUAAACCCUUCUAGCCUUUGAAGUCAUUCUUACAACAUGUUUGGAGUGCGUUAAUAAUGCUUGUUAAUCAGUUUUAAAGUUAUCACCUGGUGCUAUAGCCAUUCCUGCUAGAAUGUACGUGAAAGCCUAGCUCUGCUCGAAAUGUAACUUAUCCUAGACACGUUUUAUUCUUGCUGUAGAUGGCAGCAAAAUACUAUUGUAGCUCUUUUAAUUAAAAAACGAUAUUGUUGAAACUGACAUGCAUUUCCCCCCCGAAUACAGCAAUAUAACGUUAACGGUGGUUAAGUACCCAGCCUUUAAAAACGCACAGGCACCACCAGUGUUGUUAUUGAACUACACCUUUGCGUAAUUCCCAAGUAUUCCGCUUUUGAGCUGCAAUGUAUAGCCUACUAUAGGUUUUGGUUAAAGUGUGUUUGUUUUGUUGUUUGGCAACCCCCCAAAGGAUAAUACACAGUCGCCCAGUCAACAGAUAACUCGUUGAUUAUUGGGCUACCUCGAGUCGGUAAAUACCAGAUUAAUGCAAUAUAAUCACUACGAAAAAAAGUAAUUUGACCGGUCCAAUUUUUUUUCUUCAGUUUUUUGGCAACACCAUGAUGUUUAGAAAUCAUACAUUUGGCCUGUUUUUCUUGAUUAAGUACUUUUACACUUUAAGACAAUACUACUUGUAAUACUGAGGAAAUGCUAUUUAUAAUUACAUGCUACUACAUUAGGCCAUAGUUGGCUAUUAUUACCGGCACCAGUCUACAGGUAGAUAAGUGGCUCGCAGCCCUACCAACCACGCGCGAUGCGAUGUGCACGCGCACCUCAGCAUUGCUCUCGCUGCAGCUGGCUGCAAUGGCGGAGCGGUAAGGUAAAGUAGGAGAUGAUACUGUGAGUGUAAUGAGUACUUCGCAUUUUUAUAAGGGGUCAAUAUGGCCAAAUCACUGGAAUAAAGCAAGAAAACGUAUAGGCAAAAGAAGCCCCAGGUGGCUGUCUGGAAAAAAACGUACUGAUUUUUCAAUGCCAUAACCCGAUCGGAAACACAGGGACAUCGGCAAGCAGUUUGAAAGCUGUCUUAGCGAGCAAGCUCAGUGUGCAGUAACCACCACCCAAGACUCGCUUACUUUAUUGAACAUUGACCGGAGCGGACCAACUUGAGUCGGACUGAACCUGGAGAUCAUGGCUGAGAGGAAUUCUGCUGGAUUACUUAUGAUGAUGCUGGAGCCUACUCCGCCAGCAGCGAUGACCCUACCCGCGGAGGUGCGAGAGAAGCUGGCAGAACUAGAGUUGGAGCUUUCUGAAGGGGACAUCACACAGAAGGGAUAUGAAAAGAAGAGAGGAAAGCUCCUAGCUCCAUACAUCCCACAGAUUCGAGGUGUAGACCCGUCUCUCCAGAUUGACAGCAGAGUCCACUCCCCGCAGGUCACUCCUGCUGUCUCCAAGCAGAACAGAGCCCAUGCUGCCAACUCUCGGGAUGAGCGCUUUCGAUCCGACCUCCACACAGAAGCCGUCCAUGCAGCCUUGGCCAAGUACAAAGAGAGGAAGAUGCCCAUGCCGUCAAAGAGGCGCUCAGUGUUAGUGCAGUCCUCUGUGGAGGCAUACACACCACCAGACACCUCAUCGGCUUCGGAAGACGAGGGCUCGCUGCGUCGGCAGGGCCGGACCGCCUCCUCCACCCCCUCCUACCAGGCCCACCCCAGCGUGGAGCACUGGUUUAACAGGGUCAUCCAGGGCUCCUCCACCUCAUCCUCCGCAUCCUCCACCUCAUCCAUCCCCGGAGGGAGGCCGCACGCCACCAACACCAGCUCCUCGGCCACCACCGUGCUGGCCCACCUCAUGGCCCAGACCCAGCUAGAUAACCACUCGGCGCCCCCAGAUGUGACGGGCCUGCUGGAGCGCCCGGCGCUCGUGGAGCGGCCCCAGGUGGCGUCGGUGCGAGGGGUCCCCCGGGGCUUCGGCCUGGAGACCGCAGAUGGUGUUCCGGUGAACAGUCGGGUCUCCUCCAAAAUCCAGCAGCUGUUGAACACGCUGAAGAGGCCCAAGCGGCCGCCCUUGCGGGAGUUCUUUGUCGACGACUUUGAAGAGAUGCUGGAUGUCCAGCAGCCUGACCCAAACCAGCCCAAGCCCGAGGGAACCCAGAUGAUCCCUCUCAGCGGGGAGCCCCUGGGCGUGGUCACUAACUGGCCCCCCUCCCUGCUGGCCUCCCUGCAGCGCUGGGGCACCACCCAGCCCAAAAGCCCCUGCCUUACCGCGCUGGACAACGCCGGCAAGCCCACCUACACCCUCACUUAUGGGAAGCUGUGGACCAGGUGUCUGAAGUUGGCCUACACCCUGCUGAACAAACUCAGCUCCAGGAACGAGCCCCUUCUGCGGCCUGGAGAUCGCGUUGCACUAGUGAUCCCAAACAAUGACCCGGUGAUGUUUAUGGUGGCGUUCUAUGGGUGUCUCCUGGCAGAACUGGUGCCCGUGCCCAUUGAGGUGCCCCUGACACGUAAGGAUGCAGGAAGUCAACAGAUCGGCUUCCUGUUGGGCAGCUGUGGAGUGACCCUGGCUCUGACCACAGACGCCUGUCAGAAGGGACUACCCAAAGCUCAGACGGGAGAAGUUGCAACCUUCAAAGGCUGGCCUCGGGUUCUGUGGUUUGUGACGGACGGAAAGCAUGUCGCCAAGCCCCCGAAAGACUGGCACCCGGCGAUACGGGACGCCAACAACGAGAUCGCUUACAUCGAGUACAAGACCAGCAAAGAGGGCAGCACCAUGGGUGUGACGGUGCCCCAUUCUGCCAUGUUGGCGCACUGUCAUGCCCUCACGCAGGCAUGUGGCUACACCGAGGCUGAAACCAUCACUAAUGUCCUGGACUUCAAGAGGGAUGCUGGACUUUGGCACGGAGUUCUCACAAGUGUAAUGAACAGGAUGCACGUCAUCAGCAUCCCCUACUCUCUGAUGAAAGUCAACCCUCUGUCCUGGAUUCAGAAAGUGCACACCUACAAAGCCCGGGUGGCGGUGGUGAAGUCGCGGGACAUGCACUGGUCACUUCUGGCCCAGCGAGAUCAGAGGGACAUCAGCCUCAGUUCACUGCGGAUGCUCAUCGUAGCAGAUGGAGCAAACCCCUGGUCCAUCUCCUCCUGCGAUGCCUUCCUCAACGUGUUUCAGGCACGAGGGCUUCGGCCGGAGGUGAUCUGCCCUAGCGCCAGCUCUACCGAAGCCUUGACAGUCGCCAUCCGCAGACCCCCGGAGAUGGGUGUUCCCCCUCCAGGAAAGGCGGUGCUGUCGAUGAGCAGCCUGAGCCACAGUGUGAUCAGGGUGGACACUGAGGAGAAGCUCUCUGUGCUGACUGCGCAGGAUGUGGGACAGGUCAUGCCGGGCGCGCUGGUGUGUGUGGUGCGGGUGGACGGGAUGCCCUCUCUGUGUCGGACGGAUGAGGUGGGGGAGAUCUGCGUGAGCUCCAGCAGCACUGGCAUAUCCUACUUCGGCCUGCCGGGCAUGACCAAGAAUAUCUUUGAGACAAUUCCGGUGACAGAAUCAGGGGUUCCCAUCAGUGACCGAACCUUUACUCGAACCUCUCUGCUCGGCUUUGUUGGACCGGACAACCUGGUAUUUGUUGUCGGGAAGAUGGAGGGGUUGAUGGUGGUCAGUGGGCGGAGACACAACGCCGACGACGUGGUUGCCACGGCGCUGGCAGUGGAACCAAUGAAGUUCGUCUACAGGGGAAGGAUAGCGGUGUUUUCGGUGUCGGUGCUCCACGACGAGCGCAUCGUGGUCGUGGCGGAGCAGCGGCCUGACGCGUCUGAGGAGGACAGCUUCCAGUGGAUGAGUCGAGUGCUGCAGGCCAUUGACAGUAUCCACCAGGUGGGGGUGUACUGCCUGGCGCUGGUUCCCGCCAAUACGCUGCCCAAAGCCCCGCUGGGGGGCAUUCACAUCUCAGAGACCAAGCAGCGCUUCCUGGAUGGGGCCUUGCACCCCUGCAAUGUCCUCAUGUGCCCCCACACCUGCGUCACCAACCUGCCCAAACCCCGUCAGAAACAGCCAGAGGUGGGCCCUGCUUCUAUGAUAGUGGGGAACCUGGUGGCAGGGAAGAGAAUUGCUCAGGCCUGUGGGAGGGACGUGGCUCAGAUGGAGGACAAUGACCAGUUCCUGUACAUGCAAGAUGUCCUACAGUGGAGAGCUCAAGCAACUCCAGAUCACCCUCUCUUUCUGGUGCUAAAUGCCAAGGGCACUGUGGCCAGCACUGCCUCCUGCCUGCAGCUGCACAAGCGGGCGGAGAGAGUUGCCGUGGCGCUGAUGGAGAAGGGGAGGCUGAACACAGGGGACCAUGUGGCCCUGGUCUAUCCUCCAGGCAUCGACCUCAUCGCCACCUUCUACGGGUGUCUGUACGCCGGCUGUGUGCCCGUAACCGUCAGACCCCCUCACCCUCAGAACCUGGCCACCACCCUCCCCACCGUCAAGAUGAUCGUGGAGGUGAGCAAGUCAGUGUGCAUCCUGACCACCCAAGCAAUAAUAAGGCUGCUGAAAUCCAAAGAGGCCAUGGCAGCCGUGGACGUGAAGGCGUGGCCCAUGGUGCUGGACACAGAUGACCUCCCGAGAAAAAAGACCCCGCAGAUCUACAAGCCUCCCACCCCAGAGAUGCUGGCAUAUCUGGACUUCAGUGUGUCCACCACUGGCAUACUAGCAGGAGUGAAGAUGUCCCAUGCUGCUACCAGUGCCUUGUGUCGCUCCAUCAAGCUGCAGUGCGAGCUGUACCCCUCCCGGCAGAUUGCCAUUUGCCUGGACCCUUACUGCGGCCUGGGAUUCGCCCUCUGGUGCCUCUGCAGUGUGUACUCCGGUCACCAGUCCAUCCUGGUCCCUCCCCUGGAGCUGGAGAGCAACGUGUCCCUCUGGCUGACGGCGGUCAGCCAGUACAAGGUGCGCGUCACCUUCUGCUCCUACUCCGUCAUGGAGAUGUGCACCAAGGGUCUGGGCUCCCAAACGGAGGCGCUACGGAUGCGGAACGUGAACCUGUCGUGCGUGCGCACCUGCAUGGUGGUGGCGGAGGAGCGUCCCCGCAUCGCCCUCACUCAGUCCUUCUCCAAGAUCUUCAAGGACCUGGGCCUCUCCCCCCGCGCCGUCAGCACCACCUUCGGCUGCAGGGUCAACGUGGCCGUCUGCCUGCAGCCCAACAGGUUGGGGAAGCUGGCUGAGCAGGGUACUGCUGGUCCAGACCCCACUACAGUCUUCCUGGACAUGAAGGCCUUGAGACACGACAGGGUGCGUCUGGUGGAGAGAGGGUCUCCGCACAGCCUACCUCUGAUGGAGUCUGGAAAGAUCCUGCCUGGUGUCAAGGUGAUCAUUGCCAACACGGAAACCAAAGGGCCGCUGGGAGAUUCGCAUCUGGGAGAGAUCUGGGUCAGUAGCCCCCACAAUGCGUCGGGCUACUACACGGUGUUCGGGGAGGAGGUGCUGCAUGCGGACCACUUCAACACCAGACUGAGCUUCGGCGACACGCAGACCGUGUGGGCGCGCACGGGCUACCUGGGCUUCCUGCGCCGCACAGAGCUGACCGACGCCAGCGGAGAACGGCAUGACGCACUUUAUGUAGUGGGCUCCCUGGACGAAACCCUGGAGCUGAGGGGCAUGAGGUACCACCCCAUUGACAUCGAGACGUCCAUCAUCCGAUCGCACAAGAGCAUCGCAGAAUGCGCGGUGUUCACCUGGACCAACCUGCUGGUGGUGGUGGUGGAGCUGGCGGGCUCCGAGCAGGAAGCACUGGACUUGGUAGCCCUGGUGACCAACGUGGUUCUGGAGGAGCACUACCUGAUCGUGGGGGUGGUGGUGGUGGUGGACCCUGGGGUCAUCCCCAUCAACUCCAGAGGCGAGAAACAACGCAUGCACCUACGCGAUGGCUUCCUGGCUGACCAGCUAGACCCCAUCUAUGUGGCCUACAACAUGUGAUCACAUCUACAAGGCCUGCAAAACGUGACCCCAUCUAUGAGGCCCACAACAUGUGACCCCAUCUAUGAGGCUCACAACAUGCGACCCCAUUUAUGAGGCCCACAACAUGUGACCCCAUCUAUGAGGCCUGCAACAUGUGACCCCAUCUAUGAGGCCUGCAACAUGUGACCCCAUCUAUGAGGCCCGCAACAUGUGACCCCAUCUAUGAGGCCCGCAACAUGUGACCCCAUCUAUGAGGCCCGCAACAUGUGACCCCAUCUCUGAGGCCCGCAACAUGUGACUCCGUCUACGAGGCCUGCAAAAUGCGACUCCGUCUAUGAGAUCUGGAAUAUGUGACCUUAUCUACGAGGUCUACCUCAUGUGAACAUGAGACAGAAGAGGAAUGGCAGAGAAGAGGUCUCUGCACACUAGAAAGAGAAGGAUGAGGAUGCAAACAGUAACUCCAUUUGUAUAGCUGCUUUUACUUCUCACACGUUACCUUAGCAAAUAUAGACAGUUCUAUACAGUGUUUAUUUUAAUACGACUUUUUCACUGUCAUCGGCAAUCUGAAAGUACAUGUAUUCCUGUUACCAUCAGGGCUGGACUAGCAGUCUACUGUUGUCUCAUUUCUCUGGAGUGUUGGUUUGGAUUUGCUCCAGUUGUGUGCUCAAAGCACAUUCUAGGGUGCAGGGAGUGUGAGGCUGUGAACAAGGGGGGUGUGGUUUAAUUAACAUGCCUCAUUUCACUCUGCUGGGUGAUAACAUUCUUCUGUCAUUUCUGGAUUUCUCUGUCAUAAGUGCAUUUACCAGUUUCAUUCCUCAGUUACUAUUGGAUUGGCUAUCUGAUCCUUACAGAAUCUGGAUUGUAUUUUAAUAAUAGUCUUACCAUGACUUGUCUUGCUCAAAAUGUUUGUCUGAUGCAAUAUAACUUACCAUGUGUUUUUUUGUAAAUUCAGAUGCAAUGAUGCUUUUGUAUUAACUCAGUUAACCUUAUGCUUAAAUGGGACUGUAUAUUUAUUUUAUAUUGAAACCCUUGCUUACUUUGCAUUGACCCUACAGUGGUAUCAUGUGACACAAUAGAAAAGAAAGAAUCUUUAAUUUUCUUAAUCAGAUCUCAACGUGGUGUCCUUUUUUAUGAAUUGAAGAGAGCAAGCGGGUAAAUAAUUAAACCCAUUUCCUGCUGGUGUAGAGAGGAUGCACUGGGCCAAAUAAUUCUCUCUCAUGGUUGUAGUAGCACUUGGAUGUAGUAACACAUGGUGUUCACUGUGGGGAUUUUAAACUACACAGCAUUUCAGUUACAAAACAAUCCAGUUUCAGUCUUAUUUUCCCCUAGAGCCGUGGUCAAUUGCAUAGAAUAGUGUGCCCAUUUUUCAUUUCCUGAAUUAACUGAAAUGGAUUUGACCCCAUUCUGUUAUCUACACAUUUCCUAGACUUCGAAUAAAUAUUGUUUAAGGGCAAGAGUGAAUAGCCUCUAUAAAAAGUAGUUCUUGAAAGUGACAAAUGUGUUUCGGCAGAAUUACAAGUUGAGUGGUUGUGCUUCCUUGCUGAAUGUGUACAAGAUGGAUGUUUUGUAUUAGUUUUACAAAGGGUGCAUUAUAUGAAUCCAAUGUGAAAUUCAAAAGGCUGGUUUUUACAUACAUUUCUCUUCAGUCAUUUUAUUUGAGCUUUCCUUGUGGAAACGUAUUUAAUUCCUUCAACAUCCUAAAGUGAUCUUAAUAUCAGUUAAUUUAAUUUCAGUUUCAGUUGAUGCAGAAGGGCAAUUUCAGCCUCACAAGGUUCCAAUGCACUUUCAAUGUUACACCUCUAAUGACAAGUUGUGAUCCUAGGCCCAUUUUCUGGACUAGCUUGAGAGAAUGAGUGCGAUGAGAAUGUUGUUGACAACUUGCUUCCUCAAUAUGCUUCUUUUUCACCAGCUUAUGCGCAGUGCUCAGAAACAGGUGGCAAGCCUGCUGUAAUUAUGUACAGAUCCUGUGUAAUUUAUUAAAGUGUUUCUGGGACUCCAGACAUUCCAGACCUGGUUGUAGAGAGGACUGAACCUGCUGAGAACAGACUUCUAAAUCAGCCAGAUUUUUAAAUGUGGUAGUUUUGUUUUAUAAGCGGUAAAUAAAAAAUAACAAAACCUCAUGUAAGAUUUUGUAUCAGAAACAUAGCAUCAUUGAUCCUGUUUGCUUAUAGAAAAAUAAAAUAUAAAAAGGAAGCACAUAUCUGAAAGUGAAAAAUGACUGUUGCUGUGAAGAAGCAGCCCAAAGAUGUUUGGUUCCUUCAUAUUCUAAGCAUUUUCUGAGCACAUUUAAAACUGUGGACAUUUAUAUGAGGAAGCAUUUGGAUGACAUUAUGUCUUUAAUUUAUGUUCAGAAGCUUCAAAUAAAGUGCUUUUCUUAUCUGUAAA